AAUGUCAUCAAUCAGUAGUGUUCAGUACUGAAUCUGAUCUGACUUCACUUUGCUCCGACCAAUAUUAGAUCGAAUCGAAUCGACUCGACCUCCUUCUCCAACUACCACCACUGGUACCACCAAUACUUACUUCCACUUGCCUACUCACUAUUCAUUAUUCCCUCCGUUUUCUUUUGCCGGUAGUUUCCCCCUCUCUUCGCUCUGAGGCAAUUGAUAUCUCCUAUCUAUCUGGCUACCGAUUCUUAGCCUAUUUGUCACAACUGCUCAACUCUCUUAUGAAUUACGUUACACACGACCGAUUUCCUUCUUCAUCCAAUAUGGCAGCCAAGAGUGCUGCGUUCUAGAGGGUGGCUGCAGUCGUUGAAGUAUAUCGCGAUGGCACCACCCUCGGGAUGCCACCUUGUACCUCGAUUUAAUCACCAAUUGCCCUAAUUUAAGUAGGGGCGAGCCUUUGCAGAAUCGAUCCUGGCUCGGAGCCUUCCUCCUCGCCUUGCAUCGCCUCUUAUAAACCUACAUCGACUGUCGCGUGACGGCAGUUUCGUCGCGUUGCUUGAGUCAUCACACUGUAUACUGUCUGCAGUCCUAAAGUAACUCGAUAUAUACAUGAUUAUACAGAAUGCGCCAUAAACCUAACAAGGCGAAGGGCUCGCGGGCUGUAGGGCAUGCCUCGGGUCCGACGCCUAUCUCUUCCACCCUUACCACUCCUCUUAGCUCAGCCUACCCUUCGACCUACGCUUCCGAAGCCGAAUACGAUGUUAGCGAUGAGGUAUCCAAAUUACCGAUUGGCGCCCUCACGCUAGGUGCAUCAGUAUCAAACCUACGUAAACCGAAACGAGAGAAGCCACGACCUUUUCGAUUUCUCGAUCUACCGUCCGAACUACGCUUGAAGGUAUACGGCUAUCAUUUCGCUAAUACUGGCGGAGUACUUGACCUUGAUCCGGACAACUACAAGAGGAUCCACCAAAAAUUAGCUAUCCUGCGAUCCUGCAGUACUAUAUAUAGGGAAGCAUCCUAUUUCUUCUACAGCACACACCCCGUUCGCAUCUUUCCGACGCAUCCCGGACGUUAUUUCAAAACCAAGAAGCCGCUUUUGGCCCGUAUGAAGCCAUGUCAACGAGCUAGCUUGACCUCUCUCGAGCUACGCUUGGGUCCAGGCUGGAGCAACCCUCCUCGCGGUUGGGUAGUAAACCCCGCCUUAGGAUUAUCAGACUGCGUAAAUAUCACUAAGAUCACGGUCUACAUCGAGUGCGACCCGGGAAACGAUUUCUUUAAGGGAUUCCGCCAGCCGGACAACUUCUAUGAGCGAUUCUCGAAGUCGCUGUUAACUAAUGUUCUCGACGAGAUGCCGUGGGUCGAACGGAUUGAGUUCGAAGCUUGGCUCAACGUGAAGAAGUCAGGCGUGCUCAUGCGCGGGCUAAUUGACGUGGUGAAAUCUCGGGGGUUGAAGAUCCUUUGGGGUAAGGAAAGGGGGUGGACUGAUGCGGAUGAGGUAGAACCACCUCCCGCGCUGGACCUCAACGCCCCCCUUCUUAAAAACCAUGGAAAUACGGAUAUUAUGGUCGCAGUGUAGGACAUGGACGCGGAUUCUAUCGAAAGUAUUAUAAUGCGCUCAAAUCCGAACAGGCAAAUGGUAAGGAUAGCCAGAUAGUAAGUGACAAAGGGCUGGUUGUUUAUUCCUUACUAUUCUCUACUGCAGCAAUAGCUAUGACAGUCUAUAUUAUGUAUGUAAUUCACCUCUCAUUUGGGUAAUGUAGCGGCAUAGGACGGGAAUCAAUAGCAUCUCAACGAAGACUGUAUAUUUCUAUUG
Daldinia decipiens is the source of this 1807-nucleotide messenger RNA. RefSeq lists its product as uncharacterized. The transcript has a single exon. The record is from RefSeq and is a predicted model, not a curated record. Lineage: Eukaryota; Fungi; Ascomycota; Sordariomycetes; Xylariales; Hypoxylaceae. Bases 617 to 1570 code for a protein of 317 amino acids.